This is a messenger RNA of Schistosoma spindalis, 3714 nucleotides long. The record is from the annotation of a GenBank genome assembly. NCBI's taxonomy places the organism in Eukaryota, Metazoa, Platyhelminthes, Trematoda, Strigeidida, Schistosomatidae.
GAAACUGAAUAGAGUGGGUUGUUCAGCUGUUGCGUUAUCAUGGUCCCAUCAAAAAAUGACAUAAAGUUCACAUGGCUUGCAGCUUGUCUUGUCAGUUUAUAUGGUCUAGGAUCAUGGAUUGUUGUUAAUGGAUUAUGGGUUGAACUACCGUUAUUGGUGAAUGUUCUACCAGAAGGUUGGAGUUUACCUGCUUACCUGAUAAUCAUUAUACAAAUAGCAAAUUUGGGACCAAUGAUCUAUGUUCCGUUGACAAAAUUUUUCCAAGCUAAAACAAAUGGGUUUUGUUCACGUUGUUUACAACCACCUGAAAGGAUAGCCAACUAUUUAAUACUCACCGUCGGUCUAAUAUCAUGCAUAUUGAUUUCGCAGUUUUGGGACUCGGUAGCUUACGUAUCAAUAUUAAAACCUGGUUGCCAUAGUAUUGGAUUAUUUGUUUUAGCUUUGUUUGCUUCAAUUGUUGAUUGUACAUCAUCGGUUACAUUUAUUACCUAUUUGAAUGGAAUGCCUCAAUUGUAUGUAGGUGCAUUACAUUUCGGUGAAGCAUUUAGUGAUUUAGUUCCAAGUAUAUUAGCCCUUAUUCAAGGAGUUGGGUCAGAACCGGAAUGUAUCAAUAAAACAGUUAAUGAUACACUUCGUGUGGUCCCCUUUUAUCCACCACCACGUUUCUCUGUCAGUACAUUCAUAUAUCUAUUAUGUAUUGUUUUAUUGGUAUCUUUAACUGCAUUCAUAUUAUUGGAUUGUUCACCUAUUGGUUUAGGUCAAGUUAUUCAUAAACAUUAUCGAAAAACUAAUUUCAUAUUAGAAUGUAAUGCAAAUAUUCAUAGCAUAAGUCACAAUAAUCUAGAAAGAUCUAAAUCAAGUGGAAAUCAACAUAUUUCUAGUGAUAUCUUCGAAAAUAUUCAAAAUGUCGAUGUUUCUGUGUUGAAUCAUAUUGAACAAACUGUACAGUCUCAUAAUGAUGUUAGUAUUACAAAACAGCUUGGACCAAACACAUUUUUAUCAUGUUUACUUAUCAUUUACAUUAGUGCAUCAAAUUAUGGAUUUCUACCAGCCAUACAAUCUUAUUCAUGUGCUGCUUAUGGCUCGCUUACAUAUCAUUUAGCAGUUACACUGUCAGGAUCAUUCUCUGCUGCAAUGACGGUGUUAACUACAUUUCUUGUCAAUCAUUAUUCUAGGGAAAUAGAUAAUACUGAUGAAUCAACAUUCGAAAAUUUGCAAACUAUGAACCAUGAAUUAAAUGAACAGAAUCAAAUUUGUUACAUACAAAAACGUGACAUAAUUAUGAAUAAUGCAUAUACGCGUUCACUUCAAAAUAAUUGGAUUAGUAUUUCGCUCAUCUCUUUGUUACCUGUUGCUUACGUUAUCUAUUUGGCGAGUUCAAGUCCCAAUCCACCAUAUUUCGGUGGUUUCGGUUCUGCCAGUGCUGUACGUUACGUCUUGGUUUUAUUCUUUUUUUAUGAUGUUUAUUUUAAUGGAUUAUUUUCAUAUUAUAAGGCUUUCCAGUCCUAGUCAAUAAAAUUGUGUUAGUACUUUAUCAACACCUAGUGUAAUUACAACUUGAUGAAAUACGAGUUAUAUGUAGAUUUGAUUUUUCUCCCCAAUUGUGAAAAAUGGAUAGAAAUUAAAUACCUAGAUUAUAGGAAAAUCUCGUUCCACCUAUGUCAGUUUAAGCAACCGGAUAGCAGCAUUAACCCCUCACACUUAGAGUGUGACUUCUACUCAAAUACCUGGUGAGUGGGUUCAUUUACUUUAUUUGUAGAAAAGAUUAAAAAUCUAAUGAUGUUUAUUAAGAUCUCAGUGAUUGAAUCCAAAUAAUUUCUUCGCUUGAUGAUAAAUAGAAUCACAAAGAUAAAUUUGUACCGAAUAAUUAACCAGUCAUUAUAUUUUGAAUCUUUCUGGUGGAGUUUCGUUCUCUGAGCUGAAUGGUUUGGUCGUGAAGCUUUCCUUGUUCUUCUGAACAACAUAAUCAGCGAAAACUUUAGGUAGAAGUGAAGUAUUGAAUCUUUUUGAUGUGAAGAUAUGUUAUCUGAGAAACGCAUCACUGUUCCGAAUCGCUCUAUUUCAAUCACUUAGAUUUCUACAAAUAUAGUUUCAUUCCCAAUAACCAAUAAAUACCAUUUGUACUUAGAAAUUUCGAUAAAUGUUUAUGCUUGUUUAGCACAAAGCAAUAUUUUACCAUUUAUUUGAUCACUAUAUUAUGUGGCCUUAUUUUUUCGUAUACUCAUUCUCUAUUCAUGAUUGAACGUAGCUCAUUUCUGUUAACGUCACGACUAAUUUGAUAUCAAACGGAAAUACAUUUUAUGAUGCAUCGAAUUUUCUAGUGAAUUUUAACGUACAGGAGAACUUUUUGCAACGGGUUGCUAAUUCUUUUUUUAUCUUAUCUGUCAAUCGAUGCAUCCAUGUAUGCAUAUUGAUUGUUGGUGUUGGACUAUGAACUUGUUGUUCUAACUCAUCUAAAUGGUCUGUUUUAAUGAUUGACUGUAAGACAAAAGUCGUUUUCCGAAAUGUCAAGAAGAUAAAAGAAAGCUUAAUUAUGUGAUGAUGGGACCUAUUGAAUAAGCAUUAUGGAAUUUAGGAGAUAAGUGACGGUGACAGUACGAUUAAUGGGAGUUUCUAUAUGCAUUAAUUGAGGUAAUUAAAUGUCUGUCACGUCACCUUGAUAUACUAAUCCAAAUAGGAAGAAUUGAACUUCAGGGUGCUCGGAUAAAAACUUUAUAUUAAUCUGCAGGUACUGUACAGAGAACUGUUGGUUUUGUUAUUGGAAUUCAUGAGAUUCCCCAAAUCUACUUUUGAUACUGAGAUUAAAAUGAAUAAGAACUUGUUAGUAUCAGUGCGAUCGUGUUAAUAACUGAUGUACUCGUAAAUUCUGAGCAUAUAUAUAUUAUUAAUUUUUUUUCCAGUUUAUUAUUACUACCGCUAGUAUCAUUUUAACCCGUUUGCUUAACCUGUUGAUACUGAUUGAAUUGGGGCCACUUUGAUCAAUGUUUCACUGCCCGACUUUCUGCAAUAUUGCUUGUUAGAUUAUGUGUUCCAGUAUGAAUAUAGUUAGGGAUGCUUGGUGAUGUGGGACAUCACUUGGUCGUGAACACUAAGCUAUCAAAUAACUAAGUGAUUGUUCCUAUCAUUUAAUCAAACAUUCAAAAUACUGUAAUACAUCAAUGUUUUUUACACUAGAUUAUUUAUUGUCUUCUAAAUCCUAUAGAUCGUGGCUUGGAUUGCGAUACGCUGUUUAUUUGCCAGUUUGCGUACAUGGAUAUGGAUGAGUUUGUCUAGCCAUUCCAAUAGACCGACGCGACUCAGAUUAGCUGGGUUAUCUACACAAUUUGGAGCAGCACUCGGUGCAAUUUUAGGCUUCAUCUUAGUUGUUUAUUUCCAGGUGUUUAAAAAUAAGCUACCUUGUCUUCAAGUGUAAUUUUUAUUGAGGCUCAUGCAAUAAUGUCUUUCACACUUCAACAUAUUUAUGUAUAAAUCAUAUUUCAAAAAUGGGAAAAAUACAUUUUUGUUGAUUACUCAGCUAGUAUUUUUAAAGACUAAUUCCUGUGUAUUUAUGAAUACUAAUUUAUUGUAGGUAUCUUAUAAUAUUUUCGUAAUUAUAUACUGCUUAUUUGUGAAGAUUUGUCAUUUUUCAGGGCUUCACUUAUACAUUGCUUGUUUUUGCAAAUACAAAACAGUAAAUUUAUUGGUUUACAUGUUAAAUGUUGAAUAUUGUUCACG